This is a messenger RNA of Aspergillus luchuensis, 582 nucleotides long. Its product is annotated as putative IgE binding protein. Bases 1 to 582 code for a protein of 193 amino acids. The transcript is spliced from 2 exons. The record is from RefSeq and is a predicted model, not a curated record. Lineage: Eukaryota; Fungi; Ascomycota; Eurotiomycetes; Eurotiales; Aspergillaceae.
AUGAAGUUCACCCUCGCUUCCACCCUCCUCCCCCUCCUGGCCGCCGCUGCCCCCGCCCAGCAGCGCGACUCCAACUCUUCUACUCCCUCUACCUUCGGCAUCAUGUCCGCCCGCUCUGGCUCCCCCAUCCACCUCCUCCCCUUGAACGCCAACAGCGGUGGUUUCUACCUGGGCGGAAACACCUCUUCUUACUGCCCCAUCUCUUCCGGCUGCCCUGCCGGUACUGAGACCGUUUUUGCUGGUGAUGGCUCUGCUUUGGACGUCGAAGUCCCCGGCGGCCAGCAAGUCUACGUCGCCCCCAGCGGUGCCCUGACCUUCACCGUCCCUCACUCGGCCUACAUCCCCGCUGGCUCUUCCACCGGCCCCUUCAAGUACACCCCCGGCAAGCCCUUCGGCACCUGGACUUUCACCGGUGCCGGUGCUACGGGCUUCAUGGCUUGCCCUGACGAGGGUAACAAGUGGCAGGUGUUUGCUGCUACUAAGAAUGCUACCGUGCCCAGUGGCAAUGUUGCUGAUUGCUUGGGCUUUGAUGCCCUGGCUGUUGCUACUAAUGGUUCCGUUGCUGCUUGGGAGUAUAUCUAA